This is a messenger RNA of Pogona vitticeps (central bearded dragon), 1941 nucleotides long. It is a transcript of the gene NANS, whose product is annotated as N-acetylneuraminate synthase. Gene Ontology annotation, biological process: carbohydrate biosynthetic process. The record is from RefSeq and is a predicted model, not a curated record. Gene Ontology annotation, molecular function: N-acylneuraminate-9-phosphate synthase activity. Lineage: Eukaryota; Metazoa; Chordata; Lepidosauria; Squamata; Agamidae.
CGGUGUCCCCGCCAUGCCGCUGCAGUUCGAGCUGUGCCCCGGCAGGCUCGUCGGCCGAGACCAGCCGUGCUUUAUUAUCGCCGAGAUCGGGCAGAAUCAUCAGGGGGACCUCGAGAUCGCCAAGCAGAUGAUCCGCGUGGCCAAGGAGUGUGGUGCAGAUUGUGCCAAGUUCCAGAAAAGUGAACUAGAACACAAAUUCAAUAAGAAAGCUUUGGAGAGGCCCUACACGUCCAAGCACUCUUGGGGGAAAACCUAUGGAGAGCACAAGCGCCACCUGGAGUUCAGUCAUGACCAGUACCGAGAGCUGCAGCGAUACGCAAAGGAGAUUGGCAUUUACUUUACCGCCUCAGGCAUGGAUGAGAUGGCGGUAGAAUUUCUGCAUGAACUGGAUGUUCCAUUUUUUAAAGUAGGAUCAGGAGACACUAACAAUUUCCCAUACUUGGAAAAAACAGCCAAAAAAGGUCGCCCAAUGGUGAUUUCUAGCGGGAUGCAGUCAAUGAGCACAAUGCGGCAAGUUUACCAGCUGGUGAAGCCCCUCAACCCAAACUUCUGCUUUCUUCAGUGCACCAGUGCAUACCCUCUUCAGCCUGAAGAUGUCAACCUUCGUGUCAUAACGGAAUAUCAGUCCGCUUUCCCAGAUAUUCCAAUUGGCUAUUCUGGUCAUGAGACCGGAAUAGCCAUUUCUAUCGCAGCAGUUGCAAUGGGAGCUAAAGUGCUGGAACGCCACAUGACCCUGGACAAGACCUGGAAAGGAAGUGAUCAUCAGGCAUCCCUGGAGCCCAAAGAGUUAGCAGAGCUGGUGAGAAGCAUCCGGAUGGUGGAGAAAGCCAUGGGCUCCCCAGUCAAGCAGCUUUUGCCCUGUGAAGUGGCUUGCAAUGAAAAGCUGGGAAAGUCUGUAGUUGCCAAAGUCCGGAUCCCUGAAGGCACGACUCUUACUCUGGACAUGCUUGCAGUCAAGGUGGCAGAGCCCAAAGGAUGCCAUCCAGAAGACAUCUUUGACCUGGUUGGCAAGAAGGUCAAGGUCAAUAUUGAUGAAGACGAAACCAUUCUUGAAGACGCCAUUGAAAACCAUGGGAAAAAAGUAAAAUGCUGAAGGUGGCUCCUGUGGAAGGGAUUCUCCCUGCAAAGCGCGGUGGCAAUACUCUGAAAUCCUAAAAUGCUUUUACGUUCAAUUUGGAGGAGGGAACCCAAGGAGAUUUUUCUUUCUGGUAGGCAAAUGGGCUAAGGCAGCGACUCUGGCUUUCUGAAGAAGGGGCUUUCAUGGGAAUAGGGCAGAGUAGAGUACUUCUAGAAGGUUCUUCAGGUUUUUAUUGCUGGAAAUUUUAAGGCACGACACAAUUAACCUUUCAGAGUGAGUAUUUUUGAGAAGAUAAUGGGGGCUUUCGGAAAAGGGUAAGUGCUGUGAGGGCCUCCCAGUGGAGCGUUAUGAGUUCCUGAUGGUGCCGUUCAGUUUGACUCCACUAACGUUGGGAAUUCAUGACAAGAGCGAGAGGCUGCUGUGUUAGCAAGGAACAGGUCAGGAGUGAGCUUCCAUACCCUCAUCGUCCUCUUUUGUCAUCUUUAUUACAUUUUGGUGAGACGGGAAAGAGUAAAAUGCAUAUGAGCUGUACCUCAAGCUAUGAAGUGACCAGUUACCUGGUCACCUGUGGUGAAUAUGUAGUACCUCAGAGCCUGAACUUGAGACCUUGCUUUCAAAAAAGUGAUUGAAAUUAUAGUUCUAAGACCUUGAAAAGUAGUUAGUUGCUUUAAAUAGUUGCAGUUUUUUUUAGAAGGAACACUUCACUCCCAUUUUGCUAGGAAGGAACUACGUCUAGUUACUUUUGAAGUACAUUGAAGUGUUAAAAGCUGCUGACCUGCUGUACCAAAUGCUUUCUCUACCUGUCCGUCCUAUCAUUUCUUCAGAAGCCACAACAAAAAAUGAAACAGCAGCAUGAGCUCGCA